AUGCCUUCUGCAACACAAAAACCGAAAAGGCUCACUUUGGAGGAGUUUUACAAGAUGAAUGGAAUGGACACCUCGAGUUUGUUGAACCAUUCCUCAGUGGGUCAGUCUUCCAACAAUAACCUCUCGGAGGAAGAAUACGAAGAGGAUAGCCCACAAGAAUCCAUGAAAAAAGGAAAUGAAGAGAAAAAGCUGAAAGGAGUUUUGAGGAAUGGUACUCAACAACAACAGCACGGAUCAAAGAAAGCAAAGGAAAUUUCCUAUUUACAUGAUGACUUUGAAGGAGAUGUUUUAUAUGAUUAUUAUGAUAUCGGAGAGCAAGAAGAAUAUAGUGAUGAUGAUGAUGAGGAUUAUGAAUUUAAUAAUGAUGAGGACUUUCGUGUUGCAUCAAGUGAUAACAACAAUACUGUUCUAACGGAGCGUCAGCAUGUAUUAUCAGGGAGCACGUCAGCCGUUGAAACUGCUGGUCUUUCAAGAGACACAAACGCUCAAUCUACUUCAACAUCAUCCAACAACAAAUAUUCUGGAAGAAUUAACCUUACAACAUCCAUCAGAACAGAUAUUUCAAAAGUGCAAAAGAAGGAAUUAGAAUCAAGAAUUAAGUUAACAAACAAACUGGAGGAACGAGCGACUGUGGAACAAGUUAUUGACACCCGAACCAGAAUGAUUCUCUUCAAGUUAAUGAACAAUGGAUUCUUUUAUUCGGUAAAUGGGUGCGUUUCAACGGGUAAAGAGGCAAACGUCUAUUAUGCUUGUGGAGACGAAGAUGAAGAAAAUUCGGAAAAGCAAUAUGCCAUCAAAAUUUACAAGACAUCCAUUUUGGUAUUCAAAGACAGAGACAGAUACGUUACCGGAGAGUACCGUUUCAAAUCAGGUUAUUCCAAGCAUAAUCCCAGAAAGAUGGUGAAAGUAUGGGCAGAAAAAGAAAUGAGAAAUUUAAGAAGAUUGGAAAAUGUUGGAAUACCAUGCCCAAAGGUUCAUGUCUUGAAACAUCAUGUUCUCGUAAUGUCGUUCAUUGGAAAGAAUGGAUGGCCAGCUCCAAGACUGAAAGAUGCAAAGCUAUCUCCAACAAAACUUAGAGAAAUAUAUCUUGACAUUAUCAAAUCUGUUCGUACCAUGUAUCAAAAAGCAAAACUGGUACAUGGAGACUUGAGCGAGUACAAUUUGCUUUACUUCAAAGGAAGAGUAUAUUUUAUAGACGUUUCUCAGAGUGUCGAAAAUGACCAUCCUAAUGCACUUGAAUUUUUGAGAAAGGAUUGCGAAAAUGUUAAAAAUUUCUUCUUCAAGAAUGGACUUACUAACAUCAUGACAACAAGAGAAUUAUUUGACUUUGUAACGGAUAUUACCCUAACCGAUGAUAUGGUUGACUCCUAUUUAGAAACUAUGAUGGAAAAAAUUCAAGAUAGACCUCCAAUAACAGCCAAAGAUGAAGUAGAUGCUGAAGUAUUUAAACAAGUUUACAUCCCACGUACCUUGACCGAAAUUAUGGAUUACGAGGCUCAUAGAGAACAAAUUGAACUUCAAGAAAAUACUGACGACAUUUUCUACAGAAGUGUGACCGGUAUCAAUAUGGACUUGUCUGGUGCUGCCACAACACCAUUUGGACUCACUGAAGAGGAAGCAGAGAGGAUUCAGAAAAAAUUGGAAGAAAAUCAGGGAGAAGAUGCACAACAAGAGCCAACAAAACCCUCUCUGGACGCUCCAUCAACUCUCGUUUCAGCUGACCAAGAACAAACUGUCAAAGAUGGUGCUGACGAAAGUGUGAUCAAUAAUGGUGAUGAGGAAUGCGAUGUUUCUAGCAGUUCUGACGAUACAGAAAACACGAAUGAAGAAGGCAAGAAUGGAAAGAAAGUAAGAAAGAAAAAACCACCUCUUCCAGAUCUCGAGAAUAUGGAAAGACAUGAACGAAAGAAAUGGGUCAAAGAAUAUAACCGAGAGCGAAGAAAAAACAAGAUACCAAAGAAGGUUAAGAAAAAGCUUGAAAAGAAGCACAAGAAAUAA
Molecule: messenger RNA, 1998 nt
Organism: Naegleria lovaniensis
Lineage: Eukaryota; Heterolobosea; Eutetramitea; Acrasida; Naegleriidae
Exons: 1
Coding region: 1-1998 (665 amino acids)
Molecular function (GO): protein serine/threonine kinase activity; ATP binding
Source: RefSeq, a predicted model, not a curated record